Messenger RNA from Lottia gigantea (owl limpet), 2056 nucleotides. RefSeq lists its product as hypothetical. Gene Ontology annotation, molecular function: protein binding. The record is from RefSeq and is a predicted model, not a curated record. Bases 64 to 1353 code for a protein of 429 amino acids. The transcript is spliced from 17 exons. Lineage: Eukaryota; Metazoa; Mollusca; Gastropoda; Lottiidae.
GGUCUUCUCUGACAUGAUAAGUAAGUUGGCUGGAAUAAUUGACGUUAAAUAUAUAUCACAGUCAUGGCCGGACAAAUGAAAGAACUAGCUGCAACGGCUAUAGGUCAAGCUAUAAAACUAGGGAAUAUCAGGCAGUUAAAAACAUUAUUUAAAAUCAAAGACGCUCCUUUCUUUAUAGACAGGUAUGGAAACACAGCGUUACAUGUAUCAGUAUUACAGAAUGAAUGUUGGCACGUUUCAGAAUUAAUGGCCUGGGGAAUUAACCCUUAUAUCAAAAACUCGGAAGGUAAAACGGCGGCAGAACUACCACAUAAAAAUAAAUAUUGGAACACAAUUUAUGAGAAAUAUUUGCCGGGUAUAUUUGAAGCUGUUGAAAAACGUGACGGUGAUAAAAUUCGAGAACUGAUCAGUUAUUGGACGAAAGUAGAUUGUACUAGGAACGGUCAAACUUUACGUCAGUUUGCAGCUCAGUUAAAAUACCAUGAUAUAGUUCAGAUUAUAGACGAAUAUAAGGAUACUCUGGAUCUAAUCUAUGGUGUUUUUGAAUUGAAUUAUGAUAAAGUGCAUGAUGCCCUCAAUAAAUCCAGAUGUAACGUCAAUUUUUUGAAUAAGACUGGUUGUAAUAUAAGAGAUGUAGCGAGAUUGGCUCGAAGAAAAGAUAUUGUAGAAUUCAUCGAUAAGUAUUAUAUCAAAUUGAUCAGGGAUUCUGAGUUAAGUCAGUUAAGACGGUUAUUGAUAGACGGUUACGAUAGUUUACUUAUUCAACAUAAUUAUAGAGAUAGUUUUAUUUAUGCCAGUGGUAACGAAACGAAUCAAGUUUUACAAUUUAUAGAAGAUCUUCCAAAUAUACAGAGUCAGAUAGAGAAAGUACAUAAAUGUAUCAAACUCAGUGGAAAUAUGGUGGAAUUCGAAGAAUUAUUUCAGACUUCACCUGGUAUUUUAAUGUAUUUAAUAAACGCUAAAGAUAAGGGUGGAAGAUCAGCAGUAAAGUUAGCAGUUCUUCAUAAAAGACUGGAUAUUCUGAGAUAUCUUCUUGAUCAACCAGACGUUGAUGUAAACAGUCAAGACAAUUGUAGAAGAACAGCGUACCAUUAUGCAUGUUGUACAGAGAUACAUAUCAGAGAUGACUUUAUAGUCUUGUUGAAAGAGAAGGGUAUUGAUACAGACAUUGCAGACCAUCUGGGAUAUCGAGGUGAUCAUUAUUUAAAAGAAGAUAUGAGGGAAUGGAUUAUAGAGAAAAGAAAGUAUGAAGACUUGAGAAGUAUUAUAAAACAUAAGAAUUAUGGUCUAACAGAAUUAAAUAUUAAACUUAAAACACUACACGUCCCUGUAGCAGCUUUCUCUAUGUUUUAGGACCGGUUGUUCGAGACUACAAAGAUUUACUAUUUUUAGCAGUAGACUACAACAAACCAGACAUUGUAAAGAGACUGGUAGAUCUAGGCACUGACUUAACGCGGAGAGAAAAGUAUCUAGUGAAAAAUAACGAACAAGAUGGAAAUUCAGAAAGAGUUGAGAAAUGGAUGACGGCUAGUGAGAGGGCAGAAUAUCUUAAUCUGAAUGAUAUACAUAACCAAUUGGACUACAGCCUCACCCAUCAACAAAUAGGAUUAACGACGUCUCUUGACUCCAGACAUUAUGGUCAGAUUAUUGGUAAACUGUCGUCAAAAAUACACCAAAUACAAACAACUGGAGAUAAUCUUAUUUUAUAGUUGUGAGAUUCAAAUUUUCUGUUAAAAAUAGCCCCUGAUGAAGCAGAUCAUGUUUACUCUUUUCCAAACACCUGAUGGUACUUGUCUUUUGAGGAGUCCACUACUAUACAACUUUUACUCUCGAUUUUCUCAUACUUUGGACGAGAUUUUGAUUAACAGAAUUGUCUUGCUUGUACAGGUGUCGUGUGCAAAGCAGACCAUGCUUACUCUUUUUGAAACACCUGAUGGUACUUCUCUUUUGCCAUUCUGAUUUUGAUUGACGGACUUGUUUUGCAGAGAUUUUUAUGUUUGUGAUAACUGUAUUUAUUUGUUACAUUAAAGGGACAGAUGCGCCAUUUUGGGUGUUG